Messenger RNA from Didymodactylos carnosus, 966 nucleotides. The record is from the annotation of a GenBank genome assembly. Lineage: Eukaryota; Metazoa; Rotifera; Eurotatoria; Philodinida; Philodinidae.
AUGUUGUUUCCUACGCAACAAAUAUUGUCAACAUCGAUAGGAGCCAUGUGUACAGCAUUAUUGAUGACUCCAUUCGAUGUUGUUCGUAUUCGUAUGCAAUCUGAGAAUAAACCAUUUGCAAAGGGUGAUUGUUUUGUCUAUCGAACUGGACUAAUGGAUCAUGUUUGUACAUGUUUUAAUGGACAAGAUCCGGUACCCUGGUACAAUCGUCAAAUCAACGGAAAAUACUCUAGUACAAUCGAUGCUUUAGUCAAAAUAACUCGUAGUGAAGGUCUUAGAUCACUAUGGAGUGGUUUAUCUCCCACCUUAAUAAUGUCACUUCCAAAUACAGUCAUUUAUUUUACAACUUACGAGCAACUAAAAUGUGCUCUGGGUUACAAUAAAAAAAAUCAAAAUCCUAUUAUUCCCGCAUUUUCAGGAGCAAUGGCACGAAUAGCUGCUGUUAUUGUUACUAGUCCAUUGGAAUUAGUACGAACAAAGAAAAUGUCAGAAAAAUUAUCAUAUUCAGACUUAAUAUCAAAACUUGGAUCAUCAAUUGAAUUACAUGGAUUAAAAACAUUAUGGAGAGGACUUAUACCCACUAUCUGGCGCGAUGUUCCAUUUUCUAUCUUCUAUUGGAGUGCAUAUGAAAGACUAAAACUGUAUAUCAUCGAUUAUCGUGGAUAUUUUAAUACAUUGAAUGCUUUUUAUUGUGGUGCAACAGCAGGUGGACUAGCGACCGUGCUCACACAUCCAUUCGAUACUGUUAAAACCUACCGACAAGUUCAAAUCGGUCAAGUGUAUAGUGAAAACAGACAGGAGGGAACAUUGAAGAUACUGAAUUCAUUACAUAAGUCCGGCGGAAUAGCUGGCUUAUAUAAAGGUUUUGUUCCAAGAUUACUAAAAGUCGCGCCGGCGUGCGGUAUAAUGAUAGGCAGUAUCGAAUUUUUUCGUGGUUUUUUUCAAAGACGUUCAAUAAAUCCGUGA